AAUUUUCUUUUUUUUUUGACAGCUUCAUUAGCCUUGUAGCUCAGGAGUGUUCUGGAGAGUUUUACAGAUCAUAGCUUCUUGACUACACGGUUUGAUAGACCAAGUGAUAGGUUUUCGGACAUAUGUGAUGGAGAGAUCUACAAGAACCUAUGCAAAAAGUUCUUAGUUCUGGGCAACCCCAAGAACAUUUCUUUUACAAUUAUUACAAAUGGAUGUCCGGUUUUCAAAAGUAAAAAUUGCUCCAUCUGGCCUCUUCAGCUUAUUAUAAACAAACUUUCUGUCUUUUACACACUUAGAAAUGUCAUUCUUUCAAGCGUCUGGUUUGGAGAAAACCACUUUUCCAUGGUGCUAUAUCUGAAAAGUUUUGUGCAGCAGUACAAAGUUCUUUGUGCCAAGGGCUUUGUGUGGAAGCGCAUUGGCACGGAGGUUGUAAGUAAGGCCUUUGCAGUAUGCUGCACUGUGGACUCUGUGGCUUGGCCCUUAUUGCAAAACAUGAUUCAGUUCAACACCUACUUCGGCUGCAGUUGGUGUCUUCAUCCCGUAUCGCUCAUUGUUAGGGCAAUUCGCUAUACAGUCAGUGUCAAGGUGGUUCAAGACCGAAAAUCAAAGGGGGCGAUCCGUGACAUGUACGAAGCUGCGUCAGGAGGUGUUAUCUGUAGAGGUUUUAAAGACCCCUCUCCGUUGCUCAACAUGCAGUCUUUUAGCGUUAUUGAGUCUUUUGUUCCCGACUACUAUAUGCAUGCUGUCCUCCUCGGUGUUUCUCGGUCACUUUUGAACUUGUGGUUUGACAGCAACAGUGGGGAGGCGUUCUAUCUAGGAGAACCAGCAACUGUGAGGCUGGUGGACUGUAGGAUGAGAGCCAUCAAGCCAAUAUCCAAGCUGGGCAGGUUUCCCCGGGGAGUGAGCGAACGAAAACUCUGGAAGGCGCAGGAGUAUCAUUCGUGGCUUUUGUACUAUCCGCCGCCGAUACUCUGCGGGAUUUCGCCCAAGCCUUUCCUUGGCCACCUGGCUCUUCUUGUGCACUCUAUUUAUUACCUCGUUCAUGACACACUCACAAAAUAUGACAUUAUCACAGCUCAUAUUCUGCUAGCUGAGUUUAUGAUAAAAUACAACAUGCUCUGUGGAGACAUUAACAUGGUCUUCAAUGUUCACUUGUUCCAGUACCUGGCAAAGAAUGUCUUGCAUUGGGAGCCUUUGUGGACCCAUUCUGCCUUUUGCAUCAAGGGAAACCGUGGAAUAGCAAUGCAGGAUCUACAGAAGGCCAUACUUAAAGAGGCACUGACACAUCAAAAUUGUAUUUUUUUUAUUUGUGAUGUAGAGAUUUUUUAA
Molecule: messenger RNA, 1329 nt
Organism: Ixodes scapularis (black-legged tick)
Lineage: Eukaryota; Metazoa; Arthropoda; Arachnida; Ixodida; Ixodidae
Exons: 1
Coding region: 343-1329 (328 amino acids)
Source: RefSeq, a predicted model, not a curated record